This is a messenger RNA of Brienomyrus brachyistius, 4159 nucleotides long. It is a transcript of the gene acvr1l, whose product is annotated as activin A receptor, type 1 like. Gene Ontology annotation, molecular function: ATP binding; transforming growth factor beta receptor activity, type I; SMAD binding. The transcript is spliced from 11 exons. The coding region runs from base 244 to 1764 and encodes 506 amino acids. NCBI's taxonomy places the organism in Eukaryota, Metazoa, Chordata, Actinopteri, Osteoglossiformes, Mormyridae. Gene Ontology annotation, cellular component: plasma membrane; BMP receptor complex. The record is from RefSeq and is a predicted model, not a curated record. Gene Ontology annotation, biological process: heart development; BMP signaling pathway; protein phosphorylation.
CAUGAGCGGACCCCAGAGCCUGUGGGAGGUGGUCGUGCUGUGUGUGGCAAUUUGGUACGGGAGAAAAAAUAAUAAUAAUAAUACUGUACACGCACGUUUCUGGGUGGAAUUUAGUUCGUCGUAAAAAAAUGUACGCCUAUCACUAGCCGAACAGUCCUCCAGGGACAACGCUCUACUGGCUAUGCGUGUAUCCAAAGACGGAGCAACUGUUCUGCCCAGAGGUCAUACAAUGCAGUGAACCUGAUGGCUCAGCGUCGCGUCCCGUUGUUCUUCCUGCUGCUCCUGAAGAUCCUGGGGGCGUUAGCUGAAGACGGGCACAUCCAGUGUACAUGCGAGGACAGCUCUUGUGCCCCGGGGGAGCACUGCGAUGGCGAACAGUGCUUCUCCUCGGUGACGGUGAGUGGGGACCAGCGCGUCUUCACCCGCGGCUGCCUGACGAACACCCAGCAGAGCCGCAUGAUCUGCUCCAACGCGCCCUCUGCCAGCUACGCCAUCGAGUGCUGCUCACACUACAUGUGCAACGCCAACGCCACCACCGACACGCUUCUGCCUCUGCUGCUCACAGUGCCAGAAGGAAAGCCAAUCAGGUACCGGGUGGAGACCCUUGUCAUCUUCGUGAUUGGCCCGUUUGUGGUGCUGGCCCUCCUAUCCCUGCUGGCCGUGCUGGUGUGUCGGCGGCUGCACCACGGCCGACUGGAGAGGCUCCACGAGAUGGACGCUGAGCAGGGGGCCAUCGACGGCCUCAUUGCUUCCAACGUGGGCGACGGCACCCUGGCUGAUCUCCUGGACCACUCCUGUACUUCAGGCAGUGGCUCUGGCCUUCCCUUCCUGGUUCAGAGGACUGUGGCACGGCAGAUCAGCUUGGUAGAGUGUGUUGGAAAAGGGCGUUAUGGGGAAGUCUGGAGGGGCCAGUGGCAGGGAGAAAACGUGGCAGUGAAGAUCUUCUCUUCCAGAGAUGAGAAGUCCUGGUUCAGAGAAACAGAGAUUUACAACACUGUCCUGCUGCGGCAUGAAAACAUCCUCGGAUUCAUGGCUUCCGACAUGACGUCGCGUAACUCCAGCACGCAGCUCUGGCUCAUCACACAUUACCACGAGAACGGCUCGCUCUACGACUACCUGCAGCGCGUUGCCGUGGAGACGGCGGACGGGCUGCAGAUGGCAGCGUCGGUGGUGAGCGGACUGGUGCACCUGCACACCGAGAUCUUUGGGACAGAGGGGAAGCCGGCUAUAGCUCACCGUGACCUCAAGAGCAAGAACAUCCUAGUGAAGAAGGACCUACGCUGUUGCAUCGCUGACCUCGGCCUGGCAGUCACGCACUCGCAGUCAGACAAUCAGCUGGAUGUUGGAAAUAACCCCAAGGUUGGUACCAAGAGGUACAUGGCGCCGGAGGUUCUGGACGAGACCAUCCAGACAGACUGCUUCGACGCUUACAAGCGAGUGGACAUCUGGGCCUUUGGGCUGGUCCUCUGGGAAAUUGCUCGCCGGACCUACAGUAACGGCAUCGUCGAAGAGUACAAGCCGCCCUUCUACGACCUGGUGCCCAACGACCCCAGCUUCGACGACAUGCGCAAAGUCGUGUGCGUGGAACAGCAACGGCCCUUCAUCCCCAACAGAUGGUUCUCGGAUCCGACCCUGUCGGCCCUGGUGAAGCUGAUGCGGGAAUGCUGGUACCAGAACCCGUCGGCCCGCCUCACGGCACUGCGAAUCAAAAAGACUCUAGAUAAAAUCUACAGCUCCCUGGAGAAAGGCAAAGUGGACUGCUGAAGACGGACAUCUCUGGAGGGGUUGGCCUGAACCAGCAUGGGCGAGGCAAGGGAGGAGCAGGGUGGGGCUGGGACCUGGGGGCGGGGCUUGUACACAGACUGACACGCAUCCAAACACCUGCAGGAGGAAAAUGAGAAAGGGGGGGUGUUUUGUUUUGUCAUUGUAAGGUAAUUAUUAUUAUUUUUUUGUAUUGCUGUUUGUUUUUGUCACUAUCUCUGGCUUAUUCUUGUGUUAAUCUGCCAGUGAACUUCCCUGCAUUGGGCUGGCUGCAUACCGUUGUGUGUGGAGGCCUCCCGCCCGGCAUACCGUUGUGUGUGGAGGCCUCCCGCCCGGCAUACCGUUGUGUGUGGAGGCCUCCCGCACGGCAUACCGUUGUGUGUGGAGGCCUCCCGCACGGCAUACCGUUGUGUGUGGAGGCCUCCCGCACGGCAUACCGUUGUGUGUGGAGGCCUCCCGCCCAGCCCAAGCUUUUUGGACCCCGGGGUCUCUCCGUCCUAAAACUUCAGUCCUUGGGUAUCGCGCCCCCCCCCCUUAAGUUUUCUAGUUCGGCGUCGUUAUGCAAAAGCAGCUUUUUCUCUGUACUCCUUACGAGGCAAGGGCGGCUACUGGAACGUUUGACGUUUUAACGGCACGGGUGCCUUAGAUCAGUGUGUGUAUACUCCAUCUCCCUGCUGGCCCGCUGGAGUUUACAGAAGAGUCACAAUGUCAUUUUUACAAAGCAGAUCGGACCGGAACCACAAACCGCUGAACACCUUGUGCAGUGAAGCUUAACGGCUGCCUGCGAAAGUGCCAUAGCUCCUGAUCAUGUCUUCUCUAUAUAUUAAUAUAUAAACAAGUUUGUAAGUAUGUAUUCCUGUAGUCCCUCCAACCACUUCUCCAGCGGUUUAACAAAACAAAACGCAUGUGGCUUUCGAACAGAACCAGGCGGUAGCUAUCGGCGUGAAGCGUCUCGGUGCGAAAGCCAGCUUGCCAGCGUCAGGGAGCGCUCGUCACUGCAGCCCACUGCAGCCCACUGCCACGUGGUGCCGCACGCCCGCUCCCGGGCUCUCUGCUGUUUUGGGUCCUGAAUUUUUUUUUAUAUAUUCGAACCUUGAUUGGUGCGGGGGGUCCGUCGUCUGACAUGUCAGCGCCCCCACUGCCGCCGCCCGUUUUUGGACCCGUCCGCCAUGACUCUCCUGCCAGCUCUUCCCAUGGCUGUAUGCAAAGACAAGCUUCCAUGAUCUUACUUGGGUUGGGGAGGGGAGGGAUUGGGGGGGGGGAGGGGGUGUUUCCACAGCCUGGAGGCGUCGUCGACGCACAAAACUAAGUUUCUUCCUGAAAACAAAAAAUCUUGUGCUUCGUUUUAAUAUGUACGUCUGCCACUUUCCCAGUCCUGUUACUGGUAUUAGUUUCUCUGUUCCAGUUGGAAUGGAAUUUUUUUUUUCUUUUUAUUGAGUCAUUUUAUCAUCGGUUAAGGGGCAGAGCCAAGACCUGAAGAAGGAUACUAUGGUUAAAACAAAAAAAAAAAUGCAUCAUGCAUUUUGCAUCAGAUUCCUGCAGUUACCUUUCAGCCAGGCCUAGUGAAGAUUGUCUACUGAAGGGGAACCUCACACCAUACUGUAUCAAGAAACGCUACAGAAAUUUAUUUUCGUCAGCAGAAUAUUGUCACAAAUGUGGAAGAUAUUACUGUAUAGCAUAAACACUGCUAUGAGCUUGCCUUUGUUAAAUUGCAACUGUGAAUGCCUAAAAAAAAAAAUCUCUAAAUGACAUGGAUGGGAACAGUAGAGAUCUCGUGUUGGGGGGGGGGGGGGUUGGUGGUAAAACCCCAAUGUGCAAAGCAGGGCUUCAGAGUGAAAAUGCCAGGGGGGAGGAGGAGAUGUCGAGAUGGUCUAAGAAGCCGGGAGAGCAAGGAGCAUGAUGUACGACCGCUGGGCGCAUCAUUCAGACAUUUCAGCACUUUGGGUGACCUGGCGCCAGAAGUAUGUAGUGGGCGUCGACAGAAGUGACAGCCAGCUGGACGUUCCGUAGGGGGUGACGGCAGAGGCUAAACUCGCCUCAUUCCCAGACACUAAGCAUGAGAAAGCAGGCCAGCCCCUCCUCUCACUUUGGCAGCUCUGUUGCUCUGCUGCUCUGCUGCAGCGGCAAGCACCUAACGGGCCAUUAAACAACAUGUAGUUAUCAUGGUGAUUAUUAUUAUUAUUUAUUGUCAGAAACGUCCUGUUACAAGGACGCAUAAGCAAUCAGUAAGUACAGGCACUGAUUUUAACACUAGUAAUACAUUUGAGACACUACAAAUAUACGACGAAACGGUGCUUUACAAAUUAAGCUCUACAGUCGGCUCUUAUCGGACAACAGCCAAUCCACACUACACAAAUACAAGUAUUUAAAUAUCGGAACUUAAACUUUCUGCAUUUAA